AUGUCCGCAUCAUCGACAUGGGGCUCUGGGAGUGGUUCCGGCUCGGGGGGACGGCGCGAGAAGGUCUUCAAGUACCUGAAGGCGGCCAAUGAGUUACGGCAGAGUUAUGCAGCGCAAUGGGCCGCGCAGCGCGACGGCCUCCGCGAUUACCACGAAGAUUACUUGAAUAAUACCCCCGGGGCGUUUCCAGAUGUUGAAAUCGCUCGUUCUGGCAACGAGGAGAUGGUGAUUUUCCCGAGCUACGCGCGCCGCAUUGUUCAUGAUGGCCGGGUACGCGCACGGCCGCGGCCACGGCGGGACUCGACCUCGACCAUUGAUGAGUAUCGUGGCGCCACAGAUGAGGCGGAAUCUGAGGCUGCCGGAUGGAAUGAAUUGGAUGAUGAGCGGAUGGUUGUCGCGGUGGAUGUGCGUGGCUGGGUUUAUUCGCCUCAUCGCGGGCCGAUGACGCGAAAACACCGCUUGAUGAUUGCGCUUGCGCGGAAGCUGAGCGGUGUUCCUGCUCCGAUAAACUCGACCAAUGAUCCAGAGGAGGCACCGGUGGAGCGGAUGUCGGGGAAACGAGAAGACGAGAUCGUGGAUCAGGAGGUGCAGUCCAUUAUCAAACAAGGACGUAUGGAUCCGGCAUGGAAAGCUGGUGCGGCGGAGGAUGCUGACGACAGCCCGGCUGCUGGACGGUCGCCGCAGAAGAACACGACAGAGUCGGCUCAAAUGAGCAAGGAUGAACUUUCUGUGGCAAACGCCCAUUUGAUGGAGAGAUUGCGCCCGUUUCUGACCAACCCCGUUGCUGGCGUACCCGUCUCGGUUUUCUUUUUCAAUGACGGCCAGAGUCAGUCGAGGAGUAUUGUCACCGAUGAGUCGGGACAUUUUUCUUUACGGGCUGCGCUGCCUUUUGUACCGACACAUAUCCGGGCGCUGGCAUCGGAGGAUCUCUCAGCGGUGAAAGCAGUCGAGGUCAUUGAACCCUCCGGUGUCAGCUUGAUCAGUGACAUUGAUGAUACAGUAAAGCAUUCUGCUAUCGCCAGCGGGGCCAAGGAGAUGUUCAGGAAUACGUUCGUUCGUGAACUGUCGGAGCUUACAGUUGACGGCGUCGCAGACUGGUAUAACAGGCUCGCGAAAAUGGGUGUCGACAUCCACUACGUCUCCAAUGCACCCUGGCAGCUGUACCCAUUGCUGGAGCGGUAUUUCAAGCUAGUGGGGCUUCCCCCAGGGUCAGUCCAUCUGAAAAGUUACAGUGGCAUGCUCCAGGGCAUCUUCGAGCCUACCUCGGAGAGAAAACGAGGUUCGCUGGAGCAGAUUCUACGUGAUUUCCCGGAGCGCAAGUUCAUACUCGUGGGCGACAGCGGCGAGGCGGAUCUCGAGGUUUACACCGACAUCGUCUUGACGAACCCCGGAAGGAUCCUAGGUGUCUUCAUACGCGACAUCACUACUACGGACCGCAAACAGUUCUUUGCAAAGUCUAUCGACCAUCUGGAAACAAACCCCCGCACCCGCAGUAGCCCGCAGCUUAUCGAUCAUUCUGAUGCAGUCUCUAAUCGGCCGGCAUUGCCACCUCGUCAACCGCGUCCAGCCGUCGAUCCAUCGUUGGACACGAAAGGCUCAGAAAUAGAAGACCUGAUUGAUCUCCGAGAUGAAGAGGACAGGAAAGAGGCACCUACCCGGCCUGUGAAACCUGUCAACAUGCGCGCAGCGCCUACAAAGCCAUCCAAACCAUCCUCGUUGCGUGCAGCAUCCAGCACCUCCGAUCCAGCAGAGACACCUUCUGAACCUCCCAAGCGCAAACCUGUCCCACCUGUGCCUCCUCGUCGGCUUGCCAACGCUAAAGCAAGCCCCUUGUUGGAUUCCGAUUCAGCAGCAGAUAGCGUGGGCGGCUCACGUUCGUCCAUGACCAACUCUUUGCCUACGAGAUCAAAGACAACCCCAGAAACCACAACGGGCUCUCAAGAGCGUUCAAAACAAGCACCCCCACCACCUCCACCACGCCGCACCAACACUUCCAGCUCGAUAACCACACAAUCUACCACUCCGUCCUCGACAAGCCAUACGCCUCCACCGCCUCACAAACAACAAUCAUACCCCGCGUCAGCAGCUGCAGCUGCAUUGAACUACGCCUCAGAACGGAUCCCUUGGUCUGCCUCGCCUACGAAUCUCCUUCGAUCUACUGCAUCGAAUCCUUCCCUAAACAGGGCCGGUUCGACCGGUCUCGACGGCGACUCUCAAGCUUCGGGGUUGCCCAAUAAACGGGAAGAGCUUUGGAGAAGACGCUGGGAACGCGCCCAUGAUAUCCUCGCUGACCAGGGAGUUUUACUGGGUAGUUGGCGUGUCGGGAAGGACGUGCAAGAUGUUAGUGUAUGGCUUGUACAAGAAGCUCUCAAGGGUGAUCAGAAGAGCUCCUCGGGGCGUUCACAUGGAGGCGGGAAUUCGUUCACUCCAUAG
This is a messenger RNA of Aspergillus terreus NIH2624, 2433 nucleotides long. RefSeq lists its product as uncharacterized. Bases 1 to 2433 code for a protein of 810 amino acids. The transcript has a single exon. The record is from RefSeq and is a predicted model, not a curated record. Lineage: Eukaryota; Fungi; Ascomycota; Eurotiomycetes; Eurotiales; Aspergillaceae. Gene Ontology annotation, cellular component: actin cortical patch. Gene Ontology annotation, molecular function: phosphatidate phosphatase activity.